Messenger RNA from Cimex lectularius (bed bug), 2487 nucleotides. Its product is annotated as venom metalloproteinase 3. Lineage: Eukaryota; Metazoa; Arthropoda; Insecta; Hemiptera; Cimicidae. The coding region runs from base 478 to 2325 and encodes 615 amino acids. Gene Ontology annotation, molecular function: metalloendopeptidase activity. Gene Ontology annotation, biological process: proteolysis. The transcript is spliced from 17 exons. The record is from RefSeq and is a predicted model, not a curated record.
ACUUGUUUUUCAGUUUCGUUUUGGCUUCCCAGAGCCUCGGGUUGUUUUUUUUCUUUUUCGGAUCCCUCGAUUUUUCGGACCCUUUGGGAUAAAUUUUGAAUGUGAUAGUCGAUUAUUUUCCUAGUGCGCUUUUGACUGUAUGAGAGGACAUAAAAAGCCGAUUGAUUUUCGCUGAGAUUUAUUUCCAAGUGAGAACGAGAAAGGCCGGCCAAGUGCAUAAUAACCGUGCAGACUCAAGCGAAACACGCACGGAACAGGAUAAUGAAGACUCGGGAGUGAAGAGAUAUAAUCCAUUAAACAGUGCGAAAAUAUUGAAAAUAUCUUUUUUUUACCCAAAAAAAUCAGUUAUUCAAUUAAUUUGUCAUAUAUUCCGCGUUAUUAAAAUGAAUUUGAGUGUAAAAGUAACGCCGAAGCAAGAUUGAUGACCAAGGCAGAGGAGAACGCCUGAUCAACAAAAUUCCAUCUCAAGAGCCAAGGAUGUGGUUCUAUCUCAUAGCCGCUCUCUUGCAUUACGUCACGUCAACAGAGAUUAAUUAUGGAAUGACAAAAGAUGAAAUCAAGACCCUGUUUCACGUAGACAACUUGAACAAUGUUCCGGAUUACAGGCUCGUCCACAUCCAGAGGCGGUUCAAGAGAGAUUACAGCCCUUUCAAGAACCUGCGGUUCGAAGCUUUCGGGAAGGAGCACGUCCUGAACUUGCGGAAAACCCGUCUAGCGUCGAGGGACGUGCCACUUUUCGGCGUUGUCGCCAAUUCUUCGGGCCACCUCACAUACGAACGGCUCGACCACGACGAAGAUCUCGGCGACACGUAUCAGGACGUGGAAAACGGCGCUGCACUGCUCCUCCACAAGGACGAAGAUGGAUCUACGUUAUACGAGGGAACGAUUGGACACGAGCUCGUACUAAGACCUUUACCAAAGAGGAUCAGAGAGAAAAUCAGCAACGAUGUGAACAGCGAUGGACUUAAAAGCCACGUCAUCUUCAAAAGGAAAACCGAUCAGAACGGGCCAUUUUCUGAUUACGCGUUAAUGGAACCAGGAGAUAUCCCACUGAGUCCAAUAAGGCGGAAACGUUCGAUUCGCUCGAAGCGCGAGGCGCCCUUCGUCAUAUACCCGGAGAUCCUGGUCAUUGUCGACUACGACGGUUACCGGCUCCACGCCGGUGACAACGUCCAGAUCAAAAGGUACUUCAUCUCGUUCUGGAACGGUGUCGAUCUCAGGUACAAACUACUCAAAGGGCCCAAAGUCAGGAUAUCAAUCGCCGGCAUCAUCAUAUCAAGGGGUCGUGACGCGACGCCCUACCUGGAGAGGAACAGGGUCGGCAGGGACGCGAUUGACAGCGCAGCAGCCCUUACCGACAUGGGAAAGUACCUUUUCAGAGAGAGACGUCUACCCGUCUAUGACAUCGCAGUGGCCAUAACUAAAUUGGACAUGUGUAGAAGGCAGUUUCCGAAUGAGUCGUGCAAUAGAGGAACUGCAGGAUUCGCCUACGUGGGUGGAGCUUGCGUCGUGAACAAAAGACUUGAAAAGGUGAACAGCGUCGCGAUCAUCGAAGACACCGGAGGCUUUUCCGGGAUCAUCGUGGCGGCGCACGAAGUCGGCCAUCUACUCGGCGCUGUACACGAUGGAUCCCCGCCUCCGACCUACCUCGGUGGACCUGGAGCUGAAUCCUGCCGGUGGGAAGACGGCUACAUCAUGUCAGAUCUGAGACACACCGAGAAAGGAUUCAGGUGGUCGCCAUGCAGUAUCUCAAGCUUCCAUCAUUUUUUGAAUGGCGAGACUGCUACGUGUCUAUUUAAUUCCCCUCAUGAGGACGAAUCACUUCCGAGAGUGCUUCCAGGAAAGCUUUUAUCACUGGACGCCCAAUGCAGGAGGGACAGGGGAACAUCCGCCUGCUUUAAAGACGAGAGGGUCUGCGCCCAGCUUUUCUGCUUCGAUUCGGGUUCCGGAUACUGCGUCGCCUACAGGCCCGCCGCUGAAGGAUCUUCGUGCGGUGAUGGACAGACUUGCAAUAACGGGAGGUGCAUACAAGAACACGAGAACAUAAUACCCGACUAUUCCCAGCACACUGUAUCCUAUUUGAGGCGUACCCAGCCCCUGGAGUUCAAUUUGACAUCGAGCUAUUUCACACCAACACAGACGCCAAUGCGUCAAAUCGAGGGCUCCAAACGCCCAGUUGCAAGUGGGAAGACAGAUAGUUCAGGGGGCGAACCUUGUGAGGACACAUCAGAGAUCUGCAGAGCACUAUUUGCUAAAUACUCUGGGAUAUACUGCGGCACGUCCUAUUUCAAAAAGACAUGCUGCAUGUCCUCAAGGAGCUGCUGAAAGUAGCAGAUUAACCAUAAGCACUAAGUGAUCAAUCUGUAUAAAAACUACAAAACAAAAGCAAAAAACGUGAUUCCUCAAAACGUCCUCUGUAUACAUAGGCUGUAUAUAAUAUAUAUAAAGAAAAUAUAUAUAGUAUAAAAUAAAAUAAAAUAUAAACAA